AUGGCCGACUUCGACACCAUCUCGGAGCUGGACGAGGAGGACGAGCGGGUGGUGAUGGACGAGGACCUGCUCCAGCACAUGACCGACUCGGUGGUGAUUCGAGGGGCCGGACACAUCACGGUGUUUGGUCUCAGCAACAAAUUUGAUGCAGAAUUUCCCAAUGUUCUUACAGGAAAGGUGGCUCCAGAGGAAUACAAGACGAGCAUCGGUCGGAUAAAUGGGUGUUUAAAGAAGAAUCUUCCCAUUAACGUCAAGUGGCUUCUGUGUGGUUGUCUGUGUUGCUGUUGCACCCUGGGCUGCAGUCUUUGGCCGGUCAUCUGUCUUAACAAAAGAACUCGAAGGUCCAUACAGAAGUUAUUAGAGUGGGAGAAUAACAGAUUGUAUCACAAGCUUGGUUUGCACUGGAAGCUGAGCAAAAGGAAAUGUGAAACCAGUAACAUGAUGGAAUAUGUAAUACUGAUAGAAUUCUUACCCAAAUUUCCUAUACUCCGACCCGACUGAAGAAGGCUCGGCCACCGUGAAGUGAAAGCAUAUCAUUCCUACCCUUAGUGCCUUGUGGAUUUCUGAGCAAAAGUGUCAACACACCUGUUUUAAAAAUGUCUCUAGUCCACUGUAGUGAGUGUAAACUACCUUUCUAGUCUUUCCUUUACAAAGCAUAUUUUGCACAUGUAUUAUUUUUUCCCUUUCUCUAAAAGUGUUGCACUCAAUCUACGAUCACAAACAUCUGGUGAAUACGAAGGUGUUCACUUUGAAAGAAAUCAGCUGUUGUAAAUAAUGCUUCAGUCCAUAUUGUACAGUCUGCUGUAUGUCAAUGUUUACAGAAUUUAAUAUUGCUUCACCGCCAAGCGUCUGAAAUAUGGAAGGACUUUCUGUUUGCGAUUGAAGUUAUUUUUUUUGGUGCAAAUGUGGAUUUGUAGGAUCUUUUCGUAACUAGAUUAGCCAUGUAAAUGGAAAAGAAAGUGCCUUUGUAUUACAGUAAUUACAGUAGGAAGAGUUACUCCCAUUGAAACACAAGAACAAAUCUAAACUACAAAGAGCAGAUGACCGGGGAAUCAAACCAAUGUCUCCAGAGAUGGAACUAGCUGUGCUUCUCAAAGAUCCUUAAUCCAUAUUACUGUCUUCUGACAUGUAGAGUAUAAAAUGUAUUAUAGUCUUAGUACAGAAUGUUUUUUAUUUACUUCAGUAUAAAGGACGAAAUGGAUAAAGGAUUCAGUAUUUCUAAAAAGCUCAGUCUUCUGUUGGAACCUGUAUUUCACAGCUAAUUCUCUACCUUACCCCAGCCCUCCCCCAAACCUGGUGCUAUUUUCUUGUGUGAAUCUCCCCUAGGUUUGGAACUCUUUAAUGAAGAUUUUGUUUUGUACUGAAAAGAAAUCUGUUACCCUUCCGAGAACCAGUAUAUUUUGCUUCAUUAUUCAUGCCCACGUGAAGCAACCAUCACAGAAAAGCUGUUACACAAGGGUUUUUUAAUCUCUGCUGUUGGGAAAGAUUUCAUUCUGUUUCAAACGGACAUUGCGAUAAAGGAAAAUCCAGUGACUUUGUCCCGAAAUAAUUAAUUUCUCUCGCACCAAAGCAAAGCGUAUUUUUGUAAGAUGUAGACGCAAGUCACAAACUUCUUAUAAUAUCUAGCUAUCUGUACAAUAACUGUAAUAUCUGAUCUACCAUUUUAUGAACCUGUAGAAUUUGUGGGGCUUUUGUCUGUUCACCGAGGUUUGGAUUGUGUGAUAGCCUUUCGGUAACUCUUACCUUCAGGCUUCGAGAGAUCAUCAGUAUAUAUACCAAAGUAUCAUCAAGCUUUUUCAUAAUGUAAAGCUAACAUAAAUUGGGAAUUUUAAUGAACCCUUAACAAAUUUACCUGUUAUUGAUUCCAUCAACUCCCACAUACCCUGAGGAGACAGUAGACCACUAUAGUGGAAGCUGCAUUUAGAUUUAACCAGAUUAAGCUGAAUUAACUUAUUUUUGUUUUGCUAUUUCUUUCUCCUCUCUCCCCUUCCCCUCUUCCCAGUAAUUGAACCUCAUCUUAUUUUGAAGGACAUAAACUGUGGAUUUUAGAAUUGCGAUUGCUGUAUUAUAUCCUUAGCCAGUAAUAGGAUGAAUCAGAACUGAACCAGAUAUUUCUCUCAUUCUGUCGAGCAUGAUUUUUUAUCUAGUCUUGUUGAAGCGAAUAAAAUCAAUCCAGAAGAAUUGGGUGCCCAGACAGUAUGGUGGAAGUGCCAAAUAUAACCGUAUGGUUGUACCUGUGGAAUUUGCUGUCAAAGCCACUAUCAAAUUUAGCAAGUUAGAAGUGACUGGAUUGCUAUACAAUGAAACCAAGAAAUUUGUAAGUCAUCUAAUUGAAUUUGUACCACUGUUAGCCCCAGACUGUUGUUUUCAAGCUCCGCCACUGUUAAGCGCCCCAACAUGCUACCCCACAUGAAGGGCGCUGUAUAAAUGCAAGCUGUUGUUUUCAAUAACGUCUAUAAUUAUGAUUAAGCAUAGAAGAAGUAAUGAAAGCUGAAUGGAAGCUCCACCAGAAAAGCAUGUUUAUUAUCGUAUUGACGCUCAUACUCGUCCUUUAGAUUAUAGCUAACACCACUCCUGCCGCGUCUUCUCACUUUAAUUCCAGCGGGUCACUUGAUUUAAUUUCGAGUGGGUUAUUUAAAUGCUAUCUGAUUGCAUUGAUGUUUCUAGAGUCAUAGCAGUAAGAGGAAGGGGUGAGUCCUACAUUGUAUUGAGAUAGAGGUAUAAAACGUUUUGAGUUUGUAAAAUCUGACCGGGCGUUGUAUGUUUGGCAUGCUAGAUCAGUCACCAUGUUGGCCUGAUGAUUUUACAAAGCAGUUUCCUGCAUUCUGACUUUUUGUGUGCGUGUAAAUGUUUUACGUUGCUUUGUUAUACUUUAUUAUAAUUGUGCUGUUUGCCAGGAUUUUACAUGUGACAUAAAUUAGUAGGGGAAAGUUACGUUGAGAAGGUUCAGCAGUUACAGCAACUAUCAAGUGUUACUGUAUUACUGUCUGAACCCUGACCUAUUUUUUUAACCAGUCGGAAUCUGAAGAAAAUGCUGCAUUUCAAUUGUUUUGGAUGACCUAUUUUCGUAGAUUUUUAUUUCAUUGUGAUUUCUGUUUUAUUCGUUUAAAAGUGCCACAAAAAAAGAGAGGUUUGUUAACUGUGGGGGUCUAAUUGAUGGUUUUCUUGUUACAUUUCUUAAUGAGGCUCGUUCGUUGUUAACAAAUUUCUUAGAAGUCGCAAAAUGCGGAAGAAUACAAUUUUUCAAGGCAUUGAAUAUUUUUAGAAUUUCGACCAGUCAACAUUUCCCUUUAACAAAUCUUAAGAUAUAAUGCAAAAUCGGAUCCAGAUCUCAACAAAAAGAAAAGCGUUGUGUAAUUUGAAAUGCAGAUUAGUGUUGUCGAAGUGCUUUUCAUCAAAUCUGUUUCAAAGGUUAUUAAUGAAACCGAAUGAGACUAAACUGUCCUCGGGAUGAAGACUGCAACAUGUUAGUGUAUAUGGCUGUGCAUUUGAUAAAAAGCAACUGUGGUCAACGCACUGUAUUGAAAAUUGCAGAACAUAGUUCCUGUGCGUAACAUUUGAUUAACUCAUUUUAAUUACCGAGUCAAGUUUUUUUUUCAUUGUUCAAAGAUCCAGAUUUCAGUGGAACUUGUCUUUAGUCAGUGCUUCUCAAGCGUUCUCAGGAGAAGAGAGUUAAUUGAAUGCAAAUAAGGCAUUUUAACUUUAAUAAAGGAGAAAACGUGGAAAGGUUCACUUUAAUGCAUAAUUCUUUUGACCUUUUUAAAGACAUGGGAAGAGGGAGAGAAGAAAACAGCAUUUUAAUAACUUGGGGGAGGGGGUUGGUGGUGUGGGGGCGAUUAAAACUACAAAUUGAAUACCGAACAUUUGCACCCCAUUGCAGUGACUUUCAUUCAGAUCAUCCACUGCAAGUGUUGUGUGCUGCAGACAUUGCUUCUGUGAAUAGUUAGGUGCAUGUUCAGUCAGCAAAUCGCUCUAUCUGAGGUGUGCGUACGUUUAAAUGUAUUAAUGGGUCUGGUUUAAUGAUCCGUUCUGAUAUGAUUUCUUUUCCCCCACCCAGCCUCAACACUACAAUUGCCACGAAUGAGUUUACUUUUAUUUAUGUAUUUAAUAAAUUGUACCCCUCCAGGUUGUUAAAAGUUUUAUGUUCUAUCAGGCCAUUCAUGUAAGUGCAUAAUUAAAGCAAAGUUAAGUAUAA
Callorhinchus milii (elephant shark) is the source of this 4195-nucleotide messenger RNA. Its product is annotated as cysteine-rich hydrophobic domain-containing protein 2. NCBI's taxonomy places the organism in Eukaryota, Metazoa, Chordata, Chondrichthyes, Chimaeriformes, Callorhinchidae. The record is from RefSeq and is a predicted model, not a curated record. The coding region runs from base 1 to 501 and encodes 166 amino acids. The transcript is spliced from 6 exons.